Molecule: messenger RNA, 1295 nt
Organism: Ipomoea nil (Japanese morning glory)
Lineage: Eukaryota; Viridiplantae; Streptophyta; Magnoliopsida; Solanales; Convolvulaceae
Product: protein SRG1-like
Exons: 3
Coding region: 139-1203 (354 amino acids)
Source: RefSeq, a predicted model, not a curated record
AUAAGAAGUAUUGGGAAUAAUUCUGGGUACGGGUGGAAAUUAAAUUAAUUUUAUGAACUAUAAUAUAUUGGUAUGAUCUUUUUGGAGAAGGAGACCAAGUAGUUUCUAGCUACUAAAUUUAAGUUUUCCUUCAUUAUCAUGGCAAGAAAUAUUUCACCGGAAUUGGAACUUGGUGGCUCUUUCCCGGUGCCUUGUGUUCAAGAAUUGGUCAAAGAAUCACCGGAAAUCAUCCCUCCGAUCUACCUUCGUGAUGAUAUAGAACCUACUGCUCCAGCACAAAACCAAAUUCCAGUGAUUAGCAUGGAAAACUUGCUGAAAGGAGAUAACGAGGAGCUGAAGAAGCUGGAUACUGCAAGCAAAGAGUGGGGAUUUUUUCAGCUAAUAAACCAUGGGGUGAGUUCUUCCUUGAUCGAAAAAGUGAAAACUGAUACAAAAGAUUUCUUCAAUCUCCCGAUGGAAGUGAAGAGGAGAUUUUGGCAAGAGCCCGGAGAUCUUCAAGGAUUUGGACAUGCUUUUGUACAUUCCGAGGAGCAAAAACUUGACUGGUCCGAUAUGUUUUAUGUCAUCACUUCCCCAUCUUGUUUGAGGAAAUCAAAUCUAUUCCCAAAUCUCCCUCUGCCAUUCAGAGAGACAGUGGAAAUUUAUGCUGAAGAAUUGAGAAAUUUGGCCCUGACAAUUAUUGACAAUUUGGCAAAUGCUCUGGGGAUUGAGCAGGAACAUGUACGAGGAUUGUUCGAGGAAGGGAUGCAGUCUAUGAGGAUGAAUUACUAUCCACGUUGUCUCCAACCCGACAAAGUCAUAGGACUGAAUCCUCACUCUGAUGCCACUGGGCUUACAAUCCUGCUACAGCUCAACGAAAUGGAAGGUCUCCAGAUCAAGAAAGAUGGCAUGUGGGUUCCUGUUAAACCACUCCCUGAUGCCUUUGUCGUCAACAUUGGGGAUAUUAUGGAGAUACUGAGUAAUGGAAUUUACAGAAGCGUUGAACAUCGAGCAGUAGUGAACUCCGCAAAGGAAAGGCUAUCAAUUGCAACAUUUCUGAAUCCCAGACUGGAUGCAGAAUUGUGUCCUGCUCCUAGUUUGAUCACCCCUCAAAAUCCACCAAAGUUCCGGAAAGUGAUACUUGCAGAUUACUUAAAAGGUUUCUUUGGUCGAAGGCUCGAUGGUAAAUCUUAUAUAGAUGAUAUGAGAAUCAAUAUGGAAUGAUGUCCUGAAUUUGUAUAGUAAUGGUUAAACUUUAUGGUCCAGACAUGUCUACCCAAAGCUUAAAUAAUAUAUUGGUGUUGUGGGAUUUUAUA